UUCUUCAAGCUACUGCGGCCUCGACUAGAGUUGAUCGUGGAUGCUGAUUUAGAAAAGGAAUUGAGGCUCUUUACGCCCAUUGGAGGAUGGUCAGCUCCAGAUGCUACACUGAAAGGAUCAGCUCCGAUUAAGCAUUAUUUGGCUACCAUUCUUUCUCUCAAGCCCUCUAUCUUGGCUCUCUUUAGCUCGACAUCUCAUCAAUCUUACUUUUGCAUUAAGUGGAUUCUGCUGUAUCUUCCGUACGCCUUGUUGGCGGAGGCCAGUUCUCCUACCCUUCUUCGGGCAGCCGCCUCUUCUCCUGAUUUGUCCAACCUUCGACCUCUCUGUCACCGUCGCUCUCAUCUUUCGCCCUCUUUCCGAGUCCGUGAAACCAUAGCCAGUGAUGUUAAUACAUUUGGUCAGUCCGGGGAGUCUCUGACCAAUAUUAGAGGAGAUGGGCUCCUCUCGACGCCAGAAGAUCUUGAGGUCUUUAAAGUGAUGAAGGAGACAGAGGGGAGACAGAUUGUUGAAGGGAAUGAUCAUCUCUCACCGUCUGUUGCUGACCCAUCGGGUACAGUGCACUGGCCUCUAAUCAGUUCGGCCGCCACGCCCCGCGGCCAUAAUUAUUUGCUUUCGCCUGUAAGUAGGCCAAAGCAACUUGCCUGGACCACUGCCUCUCGCCUACCCAACCAAAAAUCGCCAAAUCAGCCGACUGAGGCAAGAAUGAAGACGGCACAAACUGUGACUACCGGUCGAAAUCAGUCUGAGCCAAGUAUCCAGUUGACUUGGGACCAAGCGCAGGUCUCAAAUGCCAACCACCUAUCAACGAGCGACGAAGCUGUAUCCGCCUGUCGACUCGACCCCGAAGGACAUCAGGCCUCUGGACAGAUUCCACUGGGGUAUGAGGAGAUGUGGACGCGGCGUUUCUCAGCCCAGUUGAUCACAUUGCCAGCCCACGUCCGGGUCAUCGCCAUCCGGGUCAAAUAA
Molecule: messenger RNA, 966 nt
Organism: Protopolystoma xenopodis
Lineage: Eukaryota; Metazoa; Platyhelminthes; Monogenea; Polystomatidea; Polystomatidae
Source: the annotation of a GenBank genome assembly